This is a messenger RNA of Capronia coronata CBS 617.96, 1011 nucleotides long. RefSeq lists its product as uncharacterized. Gene Ontology annotation, cellular component: nucleus. The coding region runs from base 1 to 1011 and encodes 336 amino acids. The record is from RefSeq and is a predicted model, not a curated record. Lineage: Eukaryota; Fungi; Ascomycota; Eurotiomycetes; Chaetothyriales; Herpotrichiellaceae. The transcript has a single exon.
AUGGCGGACAGUCUUUACGGCGUGAAGCCAGCCUCGAAGACCAAGGCCAAAGAGAUCUCAUCCUCCACGUCCCUCGCAUUUUCCACGAAUCUAGCGUCACUAAUCUCCAGCUCGUCCUCGGCCAAAUCCAAGGUCACCGCAGGCCGACCGCGACACUCGAAGGACAAGUCCGACAUCUUCACAGCCCACAAUAAGAAUGUCAAGAAGCGGUCCGCGGCCGACCUCGAAGAUGGGGAACAGCGCCACAAGACCAAAGACGACAUCGGCUCGGUGGAUGCGGCAGAACUGCAUCGGUCCAAGAGGAAGAUGGAGGACAAGGUCCGACUAUACAAUGCGAUGAAGCGAGGCGAAUACAUUGGCAAAGAGGGCUACGACGACCGCGCGCUGGUGGAUUUCGAUCGGAAAUGGGCCGAAACCCAAGCGCUCGGCCAGCGGGAUGAUGACGAUGACGAUGGUUCUGGCUCGGACGAUGCUGGCACAGACGAAGAUGAGCUGGUCGAGUACUUCGACGAGUUUGGCCGGCUGCGGAAAGGCACCAAGGCGCAAGCUGCCCGAGAAGAAAGGCUCAAGCGGAUGCGAGCCAACCUCGCCGAAGAAGAGGAGCGUCUCUCCGCGAGGCCCUCCGCGCCUUCCAAUGUCAUCCAUGGCGACACCAUCCAGCAUGCGGCUUUCAAUCCGGAUCAGAUCAUCGCUGAUCGUAUGGCCGAUCUUGCGAAGAAGAGAGAUAAAUCUGCAACUCCUCCUCCGGAUACACACUUCGAUGCCCACGCUGAGGUCAGGGCCAAGGGCACCGGCUUCUACGCGUUUAGUCAGGAUGCGGAAGAGCGCAAGAAAGAAAUGGAGGCUCUGGAGAGGGAAAGAGAAGAGACGGAACGAGUUCGAAAGGAAAGAGAGGAGAAAAAAGAGCAACGAAGGAAAGAGAUCGAAGAGCGUCGGAAGCUGAUCGCCGAGCAGAGGGCCAAGGCUCAAGCAGACAAGUUCUUGGACUCUCUGGAUAUUGAAGGUGUGUGA